AUGGAGUCUCGCUUAAAUGUGGGUGGAAUGACGUGUGCGGCUUGUUCAGGCUCUGUCACUGACGCGUUGGAGGCCAUCCUGGGUGUUCAGAGUGUCUCUGUUUCGCUACUUACAAAUGAAGCCAAGGUUGUUCAUGGUGAAGAUGUGGAUGGUGGAAAAUUGGUGCUGGCGAUUGAAGAUUGUGGAUUUGACGCUCUGGUGGCGUCGCUGGUGGCGGUGGCUCUGCCGUCGUCGAAAUCGGCAAGUACUACCAAGAUCAGUGUUGCUGGUAUGACUUGUGGGGCAUGCUCUCUGAGCGUUACGGAAGCGUUGGAGGGCGUGAAAGGCGUGGAAUCGGCUUCGGUCUCGUUGCUUACGAAUACUGCUUCGGUGAAACAUUCGCCUGGCGUGGGCGUGGAGGAGUUGCUAGGGGCUAUUGAGGAUUGUGGCUUCGAUGCUACUUUGGAGUCUUCAGGCACUGGUGCUUCUGCUGGCGCUGGGAACUUGCUUAAUACGACGUUUACAGUCACGGGAAUGACAUGUGGCGCUUGCCUGGCGCUGAUCACAGAGGCGCUUGAGAGUCUACCGGAUGUGGUGUCUGCGUCGGUGUCGAAUGUGACUGAUUCUGCGGUGGUGACACACUCUUCUGCUGUCACUGCUGAACAGUUGAAAACGGCCAUUGAAGAUUGUGGGUUUGAUGCUGUGGCAACGUCCACUUCGCUUAUUGGCGAGGAGGAAGAGAAUAUUGAAGAGCAUGCCAUUUUGCAGAUAUACGGCAUUGACGAGUCUACCGAUACCGCUUCGCUUCAGUAUAACGUUGAAGCUGUUCUUAACAGCUUGGCUGGAGUGACAAGCUUCCAAUUCAUCUUUAAAGGCCAGGUGGAAGAGUCUAGCGUGGACCAUGAAAACGAUACUGGCGGUCCUGAACACCUUAUAGACGAACUUCGGGUGACAUACACGGGUAAUGUCCUCGGCGUUCGUGCUCUUGUGGAUGCCCUUAAUAAUAUCGAUGAUCGCCUCCAGUUCGUUAUCCUUAAUUCUGUCGACCAGUCGCUUAACACAGAGUUGAAGCUUUUAUCGAGGUCUAAAGAGAUCAGCUAUUGGCGUUCCACUUUCUUCUGGUCGCUUGUGCUUGGUCUUCCCGUCAUUGUGCUUAAUUUCACACAAAACAUAUCCUUAUGGCGUAAACUUAUGGUGUUCAAUGGUCUUUAUGUGAUUUCUGUUAUUGAAUUGACACUCACGUCGGUCAUCUUGUUCACAUUGGGCGCACCAUUCUUCAAGAAAAUGGCUGGUUGUAUCCGCCGGAAAGGUAAAAACGCUAAUAUGGAUGUUUUGGUUUGCAUGUCUACUCUGAUGUCCUAUACAUUUUCUGUGUAUUCCAUCAUUUUGAGUGUCUGGACAGGCCAAACCGAAAAGCCACCAAAAGUCUUGUUUGAAACAAUUGCCAUGCUCAUUUCCUUUAUCUCAUUCGGUAAAUGGAUGGAGAACAAGGCUAAAGGUGCUACGUCAACGGCACUUUCGAAACUUGUUUCGCUUACACCAACCACCUGCUCGAUCGUCACCGAUCCCACAGCCUACCAGCAUCUUUUGCAGAAGGAUGGUAAUGAGAAGCAGGACGAGGGACUUGCCGACCUUAGCACUCGUGAAAUUGGGAUUGAUUUAUUACAGACCAAUGAUAUUGCUGUGGUGACCGCUGGCGGUAAGAUCCCCGCUGAUGGUGUGGUUGUUCACGGAUCGUCUGAAGUCGACGAGUCCAUCAUUACCGGUGAAUCUAUGCCUGUUGUCAAGAAGAGAGGUGACAUUGUCGUUGGAGGCACUAUUAACGGACCUCAUUUGCUCCAUAUGAGAGUCACUAGAGCAGGCAAGAAUUCUCAGUUGCACCAGAUUAUUGAUAUUGUUAAGGAGUCUCAGGUUAGUAAAGCACCUGUUCAAAGGUUUGCUGACUAUAUUGCUGCUCGUUUCGUUGCCGCUGUUUUGAUUCUUGCAGCAAUCACUUACUCCUUGUGGUUCAUUCUUUGUUCUUCCCUUCAUGAUGAUAAACUUCCCAAGGCAUUCGCCAAGGAGGAGAAUGGUAAGUACUUUGUCUGUUUGAAAUUAGCCAUUUCUGUCAUUGUUGUGGCAUGUCCAUGUGCUUUGGGUCUCGCUGCACCUACAGCUGUCAUGGUUGGUACUGGUGUUGGAGCCUCUCGUGGUGCACUCAUCAAGGGUGGUGAUAUCUUGGAGAAGGCCUGUGGUGUCAAUGUUAUCCUCUUUGAUAAAACAGGUACUUUGACAUCAGGCGAAAUGACUAUUGCCAAUUCCAAACCACUCACUGACGACGUUAACAUCACUCCAAGACAAUGGUGGACCUUGGUUGGAUCUGUGGAGAAGAACUCGGAGCAUCCUACUGGUAAAGCUAUUGUAGCUGGAGCCAAACAGAAAUUAGGACUCACAUUCGAAGAGGAUACUUUCAGCUCUACGAUCCAAGGCUUUGAGGUUUUGACCGGUUUGGGCGUGAGGGCCAAGGUGAAUCUCGACAACACAACCUAUGACGUCGUGAUUGGCAACAAGCGGUUAAUUGUGCGUGAUUUCCCAGAUGUGAGAGAACAACUUGCAGAUAUUUUGGAAAAUGACCUCAAGGACACGAUCUCAACCUGCGCACAUGUUGUCAUAAAUGGUAAGUAUAGCGGGUUUAUUGAACUCGUGGAUACGAUCAAAGAGGGUGCUCGCGAGGUCAUCGAUUACCUCAGAGAUGUGGAAAAUAUUCAAGUUGCCAUAGUUACUGGAGAUAGCAAAGAAGUUGCCGAAAGGAUCGGUGCGCAGUUGGGUGUGCCAAAGGGUAACAUUUUCAGUGAAGUUUCCCCAUUGGAAAAGGACAAGGUGGUUGUUGGUUUGAGAGAAAAGUUUGGAGGGCCAAAGAACAUCUCGAUCGCAUUCGUUGGUGAUGGUAUCAAUGAUGCUCCAGCAUUAGUCCAGGCAGACGUCGGAAUGGCCAUCAGCAGUGGAACUGAUAUUGCUAUAGACUCAGCCGAGAUCGUGUUGAUGGGUCUGAAAAACUCGAAGGUUAAUGAUUUGGCUGGUGUUAUAACUGCCUUAAAGGUAUCCGAAGCGACAUUCCGCAAAAUCAAGCUUAAUUUUGUUUUCGCCACGAUCUAUAAUUUUGUCAUGUUGCCGUUCGCCAUGGGAUGUUUUCUUCCCUUAAAUUUGAUGCUUCCUCCAGGGGCAGCUGCAGCUGCUAUGGCGUUCAGCUCGGUCAGUGUGGUGCUCAACUCGUUAAUGCUUCGCAAGUGGAAGCCGCCCGUUCUUACCAAUUUGGACAGCGAUUUCAAGCUAGAGGAAGCGGCAAUUGGAGAUCAGUUCACCCUUCAACAUUCCCUGCUUGAAGAUUUUAAUGCAAUUAAGAGAGGAAGCUAUACGGCGUCAUGGUUCCCCAAGAGAAUAUUUCAGCGUAUGAGAAGAAAGAUAAGGGCCAAAGCAACUCGUAUGAGAUGUUGCCUCGUACAAGCUGAAUCUGAAAAACGCCGUGAAGAAAAGGUAUAA
Candidozyma haemuli is the source of this 3498-nucleotide messenger RNA. It is a transcript of the gene CCC2, whose product is annotated as Cu(2+)-transporting P-type ATPase. Lineage: Eukaryota; Fungi; Ascomycota; Pichiomycetes; Serinales; Metschnikowiaceae. The coding region runs from base 1 to 3498 and encodes 1165 amino acids. Gene Ontology annotation, cellular component: membrane. The record is from RefSeq and is a predicted model, not a curated record. Gene Ontology annotation, molecular function: copper ion binding; ATP hydrolysis activity; ATP binding. The transcript has a single exon. Gene Ontology annotation, biological process: copper ion homeostasis; monoatomic cation transport.